AUGGCCGAGGAGCAAAAAGUUAUAAUUCCAAGAGUGAAAUUGGGUAACCAAGGAUUAGAGGUCUCAAAGUUGGGCUUUGGAUGCAUGGGGCUUACUGGAGCGUACAAUGCCCCACUACCUGAGGAUGCUGGCAUUUCAAUCAUCAAGGAAGCUUUUAGCAAGGGGAUUACGUUUUUUGAUACAUCAGAUGUUUAUGGACCUCACACUAACGAAGUCCUGGUUGGGAAGGCAUUGAAGCAUUUGCCUAGAGAAAAGAUCCAGCUGGCUACAAAAUUUGGUAUUGUUCCAAAGACUUCUGAUUUUAGAAAUGCUGCCAUUAAUGGCAGUCCUGAAUAUGUCCGAUCAUGUUGCGAGGCUAGCCUGAAGCGUCUUGAUCUGGAGUACAUUGAUCUUUACUAUCAACACCGUAUCGACACUUCUAUACCAAUAGAGGAAACUAUGGGAGAGCUUAAGAAGUUAGUGGAAGAGGGAAAAGUUAAGUAUAUUGGAUUAUCUGAAGCUAGUCCUGACACAAUAAAGAGGGCACAUGCAGUUCAUCCCAUCAGUGCAUUACAAAUGGAAUGGUCACUUUGGUCUCGUGACAUUGAAGAAGAAAUAAUCCCACUUUGCAGGGAACUUGGAAUUGGAGUAGUUCCAUAUAUAGCCCGAUUGGUCGGGGAUUUUUUGCUGGCAGAGCAGUUGUGGAAAGUUUGCCUUCAGAGACUGUACUGGUUCACAGAAGAAAAUAUGGAGAAGAACAAGGUGUUUUAUACCCGAAUAGAAAAGCUGGCUGCAAAGCAUUUCUGUACUCCUGCUCAGCUUGCCCUUGCUUGGGUUCUCAAUCAAGGAGAUGAUGUGGUACCUAUCCCCGGAACCACAAAGAUUAAAAAUCUGGAUGACAAUAUUGGAUCAUUGCAAGUUAAGCUGACAAAAGAUGAUUUGAAGGAAAUCUCUGAUGCUGUUCCAAUGAAUGAAGUUGCUGGAGUUAGAUCUUGGCAGUACCACUAUACAUGGAAGUUUGCUAAUACACCACCACCUAAAAAUAGCCAAGUCUGA
This is a messenger RNA of Dovyalis caffra, 1035 nucleotides long. Lineage: Eukaryota; Viridiplantae; Streptophyta; Magnoliopsida; Malpighiales; Salicaceae. The record is from the annotation of a GenBank genome assembly.